AUGCACCGAACAUACUCUAUGCGCCAGUCCCGCGCGCCCACGGCAUCGCAGCUUCAGAGUCCGCCACCACCCCCUUCGUCCACCAAGUCCGGCCGUUUCUUCGGCAAAGGAAGCCUGGGCCAUGCUCUCCGCGGCCGAGCCGGUGGCGCCUUCGGGCCAGAUCUGGCUAAGAAGUUAUCCCAGCUCGUGAAGAUGGAAAAGAAUGUCAUGCGAAGCCUAGAGCUCGUCGCUAGGGAGCGCAUGGAUGUGGCCCAACAAUUGUCCCUUUGGGGUGAGGCUACCGAUGAAGAUGUCUCUGACGUCACCGACAAGAUCGGCGUUCUCCUCUACGAAAUCGGCGAACUGGAAGAUCAAUACGUCGACCGAUACGACCAAUAUCGCAUUACCAUGAAGAGCAUUCGCAACAUCGAAGCAUCUGUCCAGCCUAGCCGAGACCGCAAACAAAAAAUUACCGACCAGAUCGCCCAGCUAAAGUACAAGGAGCCUAACUCUCCCAAGAUUGUGGUACUGGAACAGGAGCUAGUCCGUGCCGAGGCCGAAUCGCUCGUGGCAGAGGCCCAGCUCUCCAAUAUCACUCGCGAAAAGGUCAAAGCUGCUUAUUCUUACCAGUUCGAUGCCCUCCGCGAACACUGCGAGAAGGUUGCCAUUAUUGCUGGCUACGGCAAACAUCUCCUCGAGCUGAUCGACGACACUCCCGUGACCCCUGGCGAAACCCGAGCCGCGUAUGACGGCUAUGAAGCUAGCAAGGCCAUCAUCCAGGAUUGCGAAGAUUCCCUCACCAACUGGGUCACCGCCAACGCCGCCGUGAGCUCCAAGCUCUCUACCCGAUCGCGAACUCUCUCCCAGCGACGCCGUAAUACUAUCCAAGCCAGGGAAGAGGGCCACGACUUAUCUCACCAGGAUGUACCGCUGCACGACAACCAAUCAUGGGAAGCGCGAGGUGUUGAAGCCGAGAGUGAAGCAGAGGAGGAGGAGGAGGAGUUGGAGGAGCCUCACCACUCUGUUUUAGGCAGUGACGUUGGUAUGAAUGGUGAGACACGAGGCCGAUCCCAAGAAGUUCUCGCGGCUUAA
Trichoderma gamsii is the source of this 1071-nucleotide messenger RNA. Its product is annotated as sphingolipid long chain base-responsive protein LSP1. The record is from RefSeq and is a predicted model, not a curated record. The transcript is spliced from 5 exons. The coding region runs from base 1 to 1071 and encodes 356 amino acids. Gene Ontology annotation, molecular function: lipid binding. Lineage: Eukaryota; Fungi; Ascomycota; Sordariomycetes; Hypocreales; Hypocreaceae. Gene Ontology annotation, biological process: endocytosis; eisosome assembly; negative regulation of protein kinase activity. Gene Ontology annotation, cellular component: plasma membrane; eisosome filament.